Messenger RNA from Pollicipes pollicipes, 2218 nucleotides. Its product is annotated as 1-phosphatidylinositol 4,5-bisphosphate phosphodiesterase eta-2-like. NCBI's taxonomy places the organism in Eukaryota, Metazoa, Arthropoda, Thecostraca, Pollicipedomorpha, Pollicipedidae. Gene Ontology annotation, molecular function: phosphatidylinositol-4,5-bisphosphate phospholipase C activity; calcium ion binding. The record is from RefSeq and is a predicted model, not a curated record. Gene Ontology annotation, biological process: intracellular signal transduction; lipid metabolic process. Gene Ontology annotation, cellular component: plasma membrane.
CACCACGCUGGACAUCAGUGACAUCCACGACGUUCGGAAAGGAUGGAAAACGGACAUCUUCAAUCGCAUCGCGUCAAAAGUGGAGAAGCGCAUCGUUAAGAUGCCGAACUCGCCUCCGCUGGUCGACGAGAGGAACUGCUUCUCCAUCAUUAUUGGCACCAACAAGAGCUCGGUGGACCUGGUGGCGCCGGACGAGCACGUGUGUGACAUGUGGGUGCGGGGCCUGCAGCACCUGGUGGCCGUCGUGCGCAGCCUCGAGCAGGAGAAGAACUACGACAGGUGGCUGAAGCGCCAGUUCCAGUCGGCUGACCGUGACCACAACGGCGUGCUGACGUUCGACGAGUGCCUGGACCUGCUGAAGCAGCUCAACAUCCAGCUGGACAAGGACUCGGCUCGCCAGCUGUUUGACGCGGCCGACACCGACAAGCGGACCAAGGGCGACGAGGCGGCUCUGGACGACCAGGAGUUCGUCGCCUUCUACCACAGCCUGCUGCAGCGGCCGGAGCUGGAGGUGAUCUUCAACAGGUACACCAACAACGAGAAGCUGAUGACGACUGAGGAGCUGGCCGACUUCCUGCGCGGCGAGCAGAAGAUGAAGGACGUUUCGAGCGAUUUCUGCCGGGAGGUGAUCGAGACGUACGAGCCGUCCGAGUCCAAGUAUCAGGGCCUGCUCUCGCUCGACGGCUUCCACAUGCUCAUGAGCUCGAAGCAGGUGCACAUCUUCAACCCGGAGCACAGCCUGGUGUACCAGGACAUGAAGCAGCCGCUGGCGCACUACUUCAUCGCCUCCUCUCACAACACGUACCUGCUGGGUAACCAGCUGACGGGGAUGUCCAGCGUCGAGGCGUACAUCAUCGCACUUCAGAAGGGCUGCCGCUGUGUGGAGCUCGACUGCUGGGACGGCGACGACGGCGAGCCCAUCAUCUACCACGGCUACACGCUCACCUCCAAGAUCCGCUUCUGUGACGUCAUCAGCGACGCCAUCAAGCCGUACGCGUUCCAGUACUCGGAGUACCCGCUGAUCCUGAGCAUGGAGAACCACUGCUCCGUGCGGCAGCAGGAGAAGAUGGCCCAUCACCUGAAGACCAUCCUAGGCGACAUGCUGUACGUCCUGCCGGUCGACGAGUCCUUGGGAGCGCUGCCUUCGCCCGAGGACUUCCGCAAGAAGAUCUUGCUCAAGGCGAAGAAGCUGCCGGCGGACAAGGAGAAGACGGGCCUGGGGGCCUUCCAGCAGAAGGUGGGCGAGCUGAUCGACGGCAAACCGCCGCCGCCGGCGCAGGAGCAGGACGAGGCCUGCACCGUGGACGACUCCGAGUCGGACUGCAGCGCGCCCGAGGACGAGGCGGCCGGGAAAGAGCAGCAGCAGCGUCACCUUCACGUCAAGGGCAAGAAGAAGAAGAUGAUAGCGCCGGUGCUCUCCUCGCUCGUGAACUACAUCAAGGCGGUGCACUUCCACUCGUUCGACGCCUCGCUGGCGGCCGACCUGUGGUGGACGAUGAGCUCUUUCGGCGAGAGCAAGGCCCUUGGGUUCGUGGAUCAGCAGGCGGCGGCGCUGGUCGAGUACAACAAACGUCAGCUGAGCCGUAUCUACCCGAGCGGCAAGCGGCAGAACUCCAGCAACCUGAACCCGGUGCCCUUCUGGAACACCGGCUGUCAGAUCGUGGCUCUCAACUACCAGUCGCCGGGCAAGUCGACCAGCUACAACCAGGGCAUGUUCCGACGCAACGGCGGCUGCGGGUUCGUGCUGAAGCCGACCGUGCUGCGCUCUCCUGACUGGUUCGACCCGACCGCCAGCCCCGGCGACAUGUUCCGCCGGACCCUGCAGCUGCGCAUCAUCAGCGGCUCCUGCAUCCCCAAGCCGCCCGGCUCCAGCCUGUACGACAUCAUCGACCCCUACGUCUGCGUCUACGUCACCGGCCACCCGGCCGACGAGGGCAAGUUCAAGACGGACGUCGUCAAGAACAACGGCUUUAACCCGGUGUGGGAGGAGCAGCUGACGAUCCCGGUGCACAUGCCGGACUUCUGCCUGCUGGAGCUGGUGGUGCGUGACCACAGCACCACCGGCUCCAACUACGUGCUCGGUCACUACUGCAUGCACUUCGACGAUCUGAUGCCCGGGUACCGUUACGUCCCCCUGGAGGACGUGGAGGGUAACUCGCUGAGCCCGGCCUCGCUCUUCGUGCACGUCAGCGUGCAGUGAGAGCCGGGCUGCCGUCCA